Prorocentrum cordatum is the source of this 2169-nucleotide messenger RNA. Lineage: Eukaryota; Dinophyceae; Prorocentrales; Prorocentraceae. The record is from the annotation of a GenBank genome assembly.
GUUGAGGCGCCUUGGAACAUCACGAGCCUAACGCCAGACACUUCUCCUCGACACCGGACGCGCCACCCGAAGGACGCCCCUUUCGCCACCGCGCGCUCGAGAUGUCUGGGCUCGGAGCUGCGCGGGCUGCCGCGCGGGGGGGCAGGGCGGCCGUAUGAGCCGGAGAGGCAGGCCCGACAGCGAGCCGGAGCCGUCCAGGCUGCGGGUUGCCAUCGUAAACUCCGACAGGUGCAAGCCGAAGAAAUGCAAGCAGGAGUGCAAGAAAUUUUGCCCAGUGGUGCGCACCGGCAAAGCCUGCAUAGAGGCGGACAAGGACUCGACCUUGGCCUGGAUCUCCGAGGUGCUGUGCAUCGGUUGCGGCAUCUGCGUGAAGAAGUGCCCGUUCCAGGCGAUCAGCAUCGUCAACCUGCCUAAGGAUUUGUCCACCGAGACGACGCACAGGUACGGGCCCAACUCCUUCAAGCUGCACCGUCUCCCGAUCCCGCGUCCGGGCCAGGUGCUGGGUCUCGUGGGCACCAACGGCAUCGGCAAGUCCACGGCCCUCUCCAUCCUGGCCGGCAGGCUCAAGCCGAAUCUGGGGCGGUUCGACGUCCAGCCGGGCUGGCCCGAGAUCCUCGCGUCCUUCCGCGGGGGCGAGCUGCACAACUACUUCGAGCGGAUCCUCUCGGGCUCUGCGAAGACGGUGAUCAAGCCCCAGUACGUCGACAGGAUCCCGCGGCAGCUCGGGGGCAGCGUCGGCGACGUGCUGAGGCGGAAGGACGAGAGGGACGCGCUGAAGUCCCUGACCGAGGAGCUGGAGCUCGCGCACCUCUCCGAGAGGAGCUUCUCCGAGCUCUCGGGGGGCGAGCUGCAGCGCUUCGCCAUCGCCCUCCUGUGCGUGCAGGAGGCGUGCGUCUACAUGUUCGACGAGCCCUCGUCGUUCCUGGACGUGCGGCAGCGCCUGCAGGCGGCCCACGUGAUCCGCGGUCUGAACGACGUCGAGAACUACAUCAUCGUGGUCGAGCACGACCUGGCCGUCCUCGACUACCUGUCGGAUUUCGUGUGCUGUCUCUGGGGCUCGGCCGGUGCCUACGGCGUGGUUACCAUGCCGUUUACAGUGCGGGAAGGCAUCAACGUCUUCUUGGAUGGCAAGAUCCCCACCGAGAACCUCAGAUUCCGAGAGGUGUCCCUCACCUUCAAAAUCUCGGAGCCGCUACCCGAGGCAGUCGAGAGCGACAAAGACCAGAGGUACGACUACCCCGACUUAGAGAAGACCAUGGGCAAGGGCUUCGGGCUUCAGGUUCAGGCCGGCUCCUUUUGCCGCAGCGAGAUCGUGGUGAUGCUGGGACAGAACGGCACCGGGAAGACCACUUUCAUCCGCAUGCUCGCAGGCAUGCUGAGGCCCGACAAUUUGAAGCCAGGGGAGGCGGGGCUUCCGGAGCUUAACGUGUCGUACAAGCCGCAGAGCAUCACGGCCAAGUUCAUGGGUACGGUGAGGGACCUCUUCAUGACAAAGAUCCGGGACGCUUUCAUGCACCCGCAGUUCCAGGCAGACGUGUCCAAGCCGAUGCUCAUCGACGCCAUCAUCGACCAGGACUUGCAAACCCUGAGCGGCGGAGAGCUGCAGCGGGUGGCGAUCGUCUUGUGUCUGGGCAAGCCGGCGAACAUCUAUCUGAUCGACGAGCCCUCGGCCUAUUUGGACGCCGAGCAGCGAGUGGUCACCGCGAGGGUUAUCAAGCAGUUCGUUCUCGCCACGAGGACGACGGCUUUUGUCGUUGAGCACGAUUUCAUCAUGGCGACGUACUUGGCCGACCGCGUGGUCGUCUACGCGGGGCGGCCAGGCAUCGCGUGCAGGGCCUCGUCGCCGAAGACCGUGCUGGAGGGCAUGAACGAGUUCCUGGCGCAGCUGGGGAUCACCUUCCGGCGCGACCCGCAGAACUUCCGGCCCCGCAUCAACAAGAUCGAUUCCAUCAAGGAUCAGGAGCAGAAGAAGAGCGGCAAGUACUUCGUGCUCGAUUCCUGACGCCGCCGCCGCGGCCCUGGCCGUGGCCAGCCGUCCUCGGCCCCAGCCCGCCGCCGUGGCCAGCCGGCGUGCCGUGGCCGGGGCCAGCCGUCGUGGCGAGCACCGUGGCCGGCCGUCGUGGCCGUGGACGCGGCCGCCGCCGUGGCCGAGGCGGCCGUCGCUGCGGG